Messenger RNA from Fusarium vanettenii 77-13-4, 540 nucleotides. RefSeq lists its product as uncharacterized. The annotation marks the transcript as partial. The transcript is spliced from 3 exons. The record is from RefSeq and is a predicted model, not a curated record. Lineage: Eukaryota; Fungi; Ascomycota; Sordariomycetes; Hypocreales; Nectriaceae.
UGCAGCGAGGAGGGCUUUGACAUUUUGGACGACGAGCAUUUGUGUCCCAUCUGCGCCCCGGCGUGUCGCGACGCACUAGUCAACUUUCGAACCAAAGCCAAGACAGCAUGCAACACAACAAAGGACGCAGUCGCCUUCAAAUACAACAACAUCAUUUUUCCUCCUACCUAUCAGGUCGACCUUUUGCUUCUCAGCUACGACGUCUACUGUUACAAAGACCGCGACACGGGGAAGUUCUGCGACCUAGAGUUGACAAAAUGGAGGAGGCGUCGGGACACGAAUUUUCCCAUGGAGUGCGAGGACUGCAGCCUCGGGCGAUGGAGAAAACAACUCGAGGCUCCUAUCCGAUACAGUGAUGAGGAUGCCUCCUUAUUCUCUAAGUCGACAUCAGUCUGUGGUGCAACUGGGUACGAGUAUGCGAAGCCGACAGCUCAAUACGCAACUACUCUAAGCAUGGACAUGGAAACAUCGUCGAGGAGCCACAUCACACCUACACCUACACCUACAUCUACACCUACACCUGAGCAAGGAGCACCGUAA